AUGUGGCUUAUCGUUACUUGCAUGGAGCAACACACCAACGAAUGGCUCGCGCAGAAUAUACCGGGGAACAGCGGACGAACCUCACACUCCAUUGCAGGCCACCUCGCAGAUCUUCGUACAAAGGGCAAGCUCCCUCGAAGCUGGAGACAAGCAAAUGUCAACAGGGUAACGUCUUGGUCAAUCGCUGAGGACAUGGAAAUACUGGAGUGGAUACUUCACGCCAAAUCACGAAUCGAUCCUGUGGUAUUCGUCGCCGCCGAUCGUUCUGGAACGGCAAUUACCAAUCGAGCAGAAUACCUGAUGGCUGACGAGGGGUUCGCCGCGCUUGUUCAUGACACCGAAGAGAGCCUUAGAUUGGCCCAGCUUAACUACGACGUGACUGAGGAAGGUCCAGAGAAGGAGGAAGCAUACGAUAUUCUCGUGAUUGCCGAGGAUGAUAGCGAUCGUCUCAUCCGUGACGCACUGCAGAAGUCGCUUGCUAGUCGAUCGUAA
This is a messenger RNA of Paracoccidioides lutzii Pb01, 492 nucleotides long. RefSeq lists its product as hypothetical. The coding region runs from base 1 to 492 and encodes 163 amino acids. The record is from RefSeq and is a predicted model, not a curated record. The transcript has a single exon.